AUGGGUCGACUAAAGGGGAGACAGAAGGAAGAAAGGGAGGAACAUAUCAGAUUAGCAAUUGAGCGAUACCAAACUUCUAAGGACCCAUCUAUUAGGGAAUGCGCCGAGACUUUUAAUAUACCCUACUCCACUUUAAGGGACCGCCUGCAGGGAAAAAGUUCAAGAAGAGAUAGUCACCGCAGACAGCAGCUACUCAGCGAGCAUGAGGAAAAAUCGGUUGUGGCAUGGUGCAUCCGUAUGGAUGAUUGGGGAUUUCCGCUCAAAUUAUCCCUAGUCAAAGAGAUGGCCGCCUAUCUUAUUAAAAAGCGGAAUAGUGGACACAAGCUAGGUGUUCAUUGGUUAGGGCGGUUCCUAGAUCGCAAUCCAGAAAUAGCUUCUCGAUUCUCAAGUAGGCUUGAGCGACAGCGUGCAUUUGCUGAUAAUCCUAUUUUAUUGAAGGACUAUUUCCGGCUGUUACAAGAUGUGAUACGGAAAUACAAUAUCCUACCUAAAAACACUUAUAACAUGGACGAGAAGGGGUUUAUGAUGGGCAUAGCGGCCAAGUGCAAGAUCAUCUGUCGGCGAGCUAGGAAAAAUCCGCGUCUUACACAUAAUGGGAGUCGCGAGUGGGUGACAGUAAUUGAGGCUGUCUCUGGAGCUGGAGAAGCAUUACCGCCUAUGGUAAUAAAUCAAGGAAUGGCCCAUUAUAAAGGUUGGUAUGCAGGCGUUAAGGGGGACGAUAUCGCUACUUUUAGUUACUCUCCCAAAGGCUGGACCGAUUCUUUUUUAGGAAUGGAGUGGUUAAUACAGAAUUUUGAUAAAUUCACUGCCGACAAGUAA
This is a messenger RNA of Morchella sextelata, 819 nucleotides long. RefSeq lists its product as uncharacterized. Lineage: Eukaryota; Fungi; Ascomycota; Pezizomycetes; Pezizales; Morchellaceae. Gene Ontology annotation, cellular component: nucleus. The coding region runs from base 1 to 819 and encodes 272 amino acids. The record is from RefSeq and is a predicted model, not a curated record. The transcript has 2 exons. Gene Ontology annotation, molecular function: DNA binding.